This is a messenger RNA of Giardia duodenalis, 4578 nucleotides long. RefSeq lists its product as uncharacterized. NCBI's taxonomy places the organism in Eukaryota, Fornicata, Diplomonadida, Hexamitidae. Bases 1 to 4578 code for a protein of 1525 amino acids. The record is from RefSeq and is a predicted model, not a curated record. The transcript has a single exon.
AUGCUGGCUUUCGUGCUUAUCCUCCUCCUCUACUUCGGAGGCGGGGCGGGGUACCAGCUCCACCCGGAGGACCGUCCGGUUCACAGAAUCGAGGCUGUGGCACCGGAUAUGACUCCACGCAACGUCUCCACAUGCGCUGUGCAACUCCAAAGAAUUUCCAACGGAGAGCUGGCCUUUCAGUACUUUGAAGACGGCGGUAUCCACUUUUUCAAAAACCACUACCUUUUUGAUGAGCUGGUUUCGGAUAUCGGCGAAAUCGUCUGGGAGACGUCCCCGGCAGGCCACCUGCACCUCCUCACGUUCAAGUCUCUUCCACACCAUCCCUUCUAUACAUAUCUGCGCGAAGGCGUCGAGGUACCCAAGGUUGUUGCAAACGUGAGCCUGAAGGAGGAGCUCUACUAUCAGCUAAAGGCGAAGGAGGCUGCACAGUACGCCGAGUAUCGCAACUGGAAGCCAGGCGAUCCGUUUGUCCAGAUCAGCCUUCCCCCUGCGCGUGACCCCCGUGUCCCAGGCAACUACGAACAAUCGAGGCCGUACGCUCUCAGAGGUCACGUCUACAACUGUAUCUCCUUGGAGUACAAGACGAAAACACAGACAGACCUAGGACGCCGGUGCAUGCCGCCAGAAACAGGUAUGCGCCCGCUCCUCAGGGAGCAGCACAGCGUGUUCAACAUGCUUUCGGCUGGGAAGAUGUUUGUCAACUACACGGGAAGCUACAUCUAUCCAGAAUGCGGGAUCACCACAGAUCAGGAGUAUGGGAAUGGUAACACAGCUCCGACGAAAUACUUUAUCCAACUGCUUGAAGCCGACACGACAAAUACCACCUAUCCCGGGAAGUCAGGAUUUAUCGAUAGGGUCACUAGUCGUGUGUGGGUCGUUGAUUUUUACUCUGAUUGGGGCGGCCUGGCUUCUGUUCACGGAAGUCAGAUCAUGUACUUAAAUGGCCGCGGAUACGUCAGUGGACCCUGGGCUGAAAAUUGCUACCACUCGCUCCGCAUGACUGGAAAUCCUUUCAUGCACGAGGUCGGUCAUAACGGUGGCGGGGCUCACGGACAUGGUGUUGGGUCUACAGCACCUUUCCAUCACUUUAUCGCUAACCAUCGUGCUGGGGAGCGUGACGGCUGUGGGACAUUCUCCUAUAUGGCCAGUGGUGGUUAUCCUUUCUAUACCUCGGCCCAGAGCGCAAGCCACUACUACAACUCAUGGGAGACUAUCCUUCCUCGCUGGAGACGCGUGCUCAAGUAUUGGAAUGACGGGAUUGUUCCGGAAGCCACUCUUCUUGGCAAGGAAAGACGCCUCCCUCACGGCACCGGAAGAGGCGAUAUUGGAGUCCACUACUUCCGCAUCAUGGACGUUGAGCACCAGUACUCGUACAAGUUCCUUGGCGCGGACGAGGAUGCAUAUAGGAACAUCACAUUUGCCAACUAUUCUCUGAACCCUGUCUUUAGCUCGCUGAUCCGGAAUGACCAGCAGACGUGGAUAGGGUUUAACGAUGGAUUUGAUCCGGAGGAUAUUAUUUUGGGCCUUAAGCGCAAAGACCACGUGCUUAUCGUCGAAGUCUACCUAGACAAGGCCGGCUUUUACUCUGAGAUGAACUCUGACUUCCUCUCUGUUCUCAUCGAGUACCGCUCUAACACACGUAUGUCCUGGAAUAGUCACUCCAUCCACUUCCAGUCAAUGCGCCCUUAUGACUUUGAGUCCAAUCUUCCUGUUAACAUCCUCAACGCUUGCGUCGAGAAGAACCACAACGGCGUGGAACUAGCGGGCCAGGGCGUCGGAAGCCCUCUUCCAGGGCGCCUGUGGACAUGCCCUGAUUGCGAUAUUGGUACGUUCCAGUUGAUGGUCAUUGACGGAGGCUAUGCCAACGUCGAUCCGGACAACUUUACGAAGUUCAACGAAAACAGGCACGAAAACAUCCUUGACAUGCCUUACCGCAAUAUUGUUAUCAACUACACGCCCAACAGCCGCCCGAACCCUGCACCCACGCCGAAGUUCUACCCGCUGCGUUUCAUGCAAUCGCCGGGCGUACAUUGUUGCGUCAAAGAUGCCAAUGUGGGGUCUGAUCUAGGACACAACAUUACAUGCACCGCUCUUCUUAGAGUGUUUAACAAUGCCGUCCACAUGAUCUCAAACUACUUCAUCAAUGAUCCUUAUGGUGGCAUGAUUCGCCAGUAUGCUGAUACUUACGGCUACUAUUCCACAUACCGCACGCUAUCAACUGGUGCAAUUAACUUCCUCAGUAACGUCAACAUGGAUGCUGAUAACCCCAAUAGAGACACCAGCCGAAUGACCAAGAUAGGAGGGGUUACGAGCACUGAUGGAUACUUCGUCCACGGCGGUGUUGUGACUAAUGCAUCGGCAGUGGGUUCUAAGAUUAGCGACUUUGAAUAUAUGGACGAGUUUUACGACUGUAAUAUUACCGCAAGCAUUAGAUCUUCGAAUACAGAAGUUUACUCUCUUCUUACCCGUGGCCCCACGAACUUUACAAACAGGAUUGGCUGGUCGUGGCGUCAUGAUCGUCGUAAGAGCAUGGCCGAAAAGAUGAAUAACGGGUAUAUUAUCAUGUUUGAUGCUGUCUGGAAUCCCGCUCUAUACUAUAUUGCGGACACUUAUCCGACGGACUACUUCAAAGACAACACCAGAGCAGAGAUGUAUUACCUCGCUUUCCCAUAUCUCCACACUAAUGCGCAGUGCGGGUACAAUGGCUAUUAUUACUCGUUCGACGGGACAACGAAUAAAGCUAGCAAACUCGGAAGAGCGAAGUCCACGCAGAUCCUUAUGAACUCGAAGGACCGUGUGCUCAUGAUAAAUCUGAGCUAUGCAGACCAGACGUUUACCUUGGCCCCCGACGGCUUCUCUCUCGAGGGAACAGGCUGCUGGGCCCAUCAGAAUCGCCCGACCCUCUACCGCGCUAACCAGUGGCACAUGAUCUACAACCCAGGGCCGUCCAGGAGAAAUUGGCUUCUUGUCUUUGAUUUUGACAGCGAAAUCCCAGACAACUUGGUGCUCUUCACAGACUCAUACAACUCUACCGAUGCCAUUGAUCUCCGCAUGCUCAGCCUCGUGAACAAGAUGACCAACGCAGAUGAGGCCAACAAUCGUACUAUCUAUUGGUCGUAUGCUGUGGAUAACUACGCGGUGCUGCACGAGUUUUACUACCGCUACGAGCACACAGGAGGAAAUCCUGGGCUCCGCUUUGCCUUUAACAAGGACGUCCGUCUCGUGAACGUUAGGUUUGUGACACCACUCUUUGGCACUUUCCAAGAUAUUAGAAACAACGGAGGAAUGAACGAUUGCGGUAAGUUCACCAAACCUACUCAAACGCAGAUUGAGGAUAGGACUGCUAACCCACUUGUUGGGGCUCAUGUCAAUCCGUUCUCAAUCACUCUCAACAAAAUCAAAUAUGACUUUGAAAAUAAGAGUAGCACUUUCGAGGUUCCAUUCCCUAUUGAGAUGGUGGGUGGAAAGUUCGUGCCUCCCGCAAAGAUCGAAUACUACGAUCCCAGAAGGCCCAAGUGCAGUGAUGGCCAAUAUGCCUGGCGUAAUCAGACCGGGGAGUAUCAGUGCAUCGCUUGUCCUGCAGGUUACUUCUGUACUGAAGGCAUUAUGAACCCGUGCCCCGCCGGAUAUUACACUAGCACGACCGGCCAAAAGGAGUGUACACUCUAUAUGACUGCGUUGAGUGGCCAUAAGUUCAACGAGAUUCCUGCUGAUGCGUUCUACGAGAACAUUGAUUAUAGCAAGGUUCCAAUCAGAAACCCCGACGGGACAGUCACUGGGUUCUACGAUUGCCCAGGAAAUCAGUUCAAGAUCAACGGUGUCUGUAAGCCAUGCCCAACAACGGGAUAUAUUUGCGUUCCAGGAAUGGAUGCUGUUAUCUGCCCUAAGGGCUUCCGUUGUGGCGGCGGGUUUGCACAGCCGUGUGUUGGCGACGAAUAUCAAGACGAGGAGGGUCAGGAGCGCUGCAAGACAUAUACGACUAGGGGACAAAGACUCACUUGUGGGUCUGGUCUCUACGAUAUCCCUCUCGACGGGUCCUAUCCACUCUUCCGUACGAACGCAGCCUACGGGCUGCUAAUACUUCACCUUAUGGACGCGCCCAAUGCAGGAUGCCGCACAUGCCCCGUUGGUUACAAGUGCACUGCAUCUAAUGCAGUUGAAAAGUGUGCAUACAACGAGUACUCACCCGAGGGUCAGGCUGAUUGCAAGAAAUGCCCUGACGGGGAGGUUAGAAACGCAGACGGCUCGGGAUGCGUCUCUCUUGCCCCAGUCAGUGAAGCGACCGUGGACCUCACGCCUUCUUACCGCUUUUACGGGUUUUAUCCGACGUACGCGCCCCCGAGAGACGGGAAGCCAGUUUUCCCGCCCGAGGACUGGCCCAGGAACCGUAUCCACCUCCACGAGCUCCACCGCGUCACGCACGUCGUCGAUGAGGUGCGAACGGUCGCCGAGGCGAGGACUGCAGUCUCCAGCGCAAGGACGGCGAACGCCCUUGCGGGGGCACUUCUCGCUGUUGGGGGCGCCGCAGGGCUGGGUCUUGUGGGCGUUGGCCUUCGCGCUGCUCUGAGCAAACGCUAG